CAGAUUGACGCCUGACUUUGAUUGACAUCUCUGUGCUUCCUUCAGGCCCAGCUCGUCCCCGAGGCUUCCCCACUCGGACACACACUCCAGGAUUGAGCACUAUGCCUGCAGACUCGCUGACAUGGAGGACCAGAACUGCUCCUUCUUCAAUGAGAGCUUGGAUGAGGAUCAGUAUCUUGACCGUCUGGAGCAGGACUCCCUGGCCUCCUGUCAUCAUUACCUGGGUUACACAGGCUGUGAGACCCAGGAUGAGCUGCAGAGGACACUGGCCAUGCUGGAGAAUGAGAACAGGGUGCUCCAGGGGGAGUACCGACGUCUGAAGUGGCAGCACGCUGAGGCCCAGGCAUGUCCACACCUGAGGGAGGACUCUGUGGACCAGGAGGACUACCAGGACCAGGCCUUGCUGGCUGAAGCCAAAGGCCUGAGGCACCAUAAGGGCAGGCUGGAAACCCGCAUGCAGAUCCUGGAGGACCACAACAAGGAGCUAGAGUCCCAGCCCCAUCGGCUCAGGGAGAUUCUACAACAGAACAGAGAGGGUUCAGAGGACAAUGUAUCGACUGGAACACCAUCAUCUGUGUACUCUCCUGUGUCACGAAGAGACCAGCUGGGGAGACAGCUAAGCUCAGGAGCCUCCAACACAGAACCCCCAGGGCCUGCUUGGAGCCAGAGCAGGGUGUUACAGCCGAUCACCUUCAACAGGUCAUAGAGCAACUGAAGAACGUCUUCCCCUUAGAGACCAGAGAGAACGGUGUUGCAUCACCUUUUUGACUUGUUUGCCAUUCCAGAGACCAGACUGUGAACCUAACAACACCUAUCGUUAACGGAUAGCCUUCAAGAUUCCUCUCACUAUGAUCAAGCACAUAUCACUACUGAGAUCCAUGUGUGUUUUAUCCAGCUUAAUACACAUUGAAAUGAACAAACGGGCUACAUUAUGGAUGUCCAGUGGCCAAAUAUACCACUGGAUGGAAAUGUGUUCUUUUAUGGUGUCAGGCCCAUCUUUGUCUAUGUGUAAUAUUUCAUGAUGUUGAUAUUUUU
This is a messenger RNA of Oncorhynchus kisutch (coho salmon), 1035 nucleotides long. RefSeq names its product dystrophin-related protein 2-like. The transcript has 7 exons. Bases 122 to 706 code for a protein of 194 amino acids. NCBI's taxonomy places the organism in Eukaryota, Metazoa, Chordata, Actinopteri, Salmoniformes, Salmonidae. The record is from RefSeq and is a predicted model, not a curated record. Gene Ontology annotation, biological process: synaptic signaling. Gene Ontology annotation, cellular component: plasma membrane.